UGUGGACCCCGGACGAGCAAAAAAAAAAAAGAAAUAGAAAUUAAAAAUGGAUAUGGUGUCGGACAUGGGGACAAAUAGACUCUACCGGGCGCCGGGUGAAUCAAGCCACCACAGGCAGCCUCAGAGGUGGAUCAACACUGCUGACAUCACAGUGGCUCACCAAAGCAACCUGCUGAAGCAGCUCAACCAACAGCGACGCCAAGAGCUGUUCUGUGACUGCAGCGUGCUGGUGGAGGGCCAGCUCUUCAGGGCCCACCGAAACGUCUUGUUCGCCAGCAGCGGCUACUUCCGCAUGUUGCUGUCCCAGGGGCCCGAAGGGUUGUCUGACGCUGUCAACGCCACCUUUGACGUCUUCAGUCCCGAGACCUUCACAGUUAUCCUUGAUUUCAUCUACUCCGGCCAGCUGGACCUCUCCAGUCACAAUGUGAUUGAGGUGAUGUCUGCAGCCAGUUACCUACAGAUGAAUAAUGUCAUCACCUACUGCAAGAACUUCAUUAAAUCCUCUUUGGACAUCAGCGUGAAAGAUGAAGACAGCGACCGUUGCCUCAGUUUGUCUGAGACCUGUAGCUUUACCAGCGGGGCCGGAGAAGAGACUUCAGAGCAGCAGCAGCAAGGCCCCUGUUCUGUCAGCCCACCGCCAGCGCUUUGGACCCGCGACAACUCACGAUCUCAGUCCAGCUUCAUGGGGAAGGACCUAGACCAGGAUGUUUCAGGCUCAGACUUGAAGACUAACCCAGUCAGCCCUGCUAAUGAGCUCAACACAGAGUCAGAGGACCAGCAGGACCCUCAGGAUCCACUGUACACUUUGCCUGGAUCAGAGCGUCGGCGAGGUAGAGCAUCUAAGAGGAGAACUCCCAACAGCACUCGCUCCAGCCAGCAUGAAGACUUGGACAUCGAGGAGGCGAGGACAAAAAAAGCUGAGAAGGCAGAGGAGCUGUAUGCCACUCUACCACCUAUUGUAGGCGUUAUUGGACACUUUAAUAAAGACUCCAACCCCAUUAUGCGCUUCAAAUGUCCCUUCUGUACACACACGGUGAAGAGGAAGGCUGACCUGAAGCGUCACUUGCGCUGUCACACCGGGGAGAGGCCGUACCCCUGUCAGGCCUGCAAUAAGCGCUUUACUCGCCUGGAGCACCUUCGCAGUCACUUUGAGACGAUCCAUCAAGCCAGGAAGCUGGUAUGCAGGAAGUGUAAGUGUCAGGUGACGGAGGAGACGGGGCAUGUGGUUUGUGAGGGCACACGCCGCUAUCGCAUGUGCACCGCAUGCAUCCAGGAAGUUGGCUGUGACACUAUUCCCAUGGAUGGUCUAGAUGGGGCCAAUGACGAGCCGGCCCUGUUACUGGGCGUAGAUGGGGAGGAAGAGGAGGACACCAAGAGGACCUGGAUGGUAACCGAUGACGAUGACCUGGCUGAAGACUCGGGGGCCGACCUCAUCAUCCAACAAGUAGACGACAGUGAUGAGGAGCUGCAGUGAAACGGGGCCAAAGUGUGUGUGUGUGUGUGUGUGUGUGUGUGUGUGUGUGUGUGUGUGUGUGUGUGUGUGUGUGUGUGUGUGUGUGUGUGUGUGUGUGCGUGUGUGUGUGUGAAGAAGCAUGCACAAGUAUUG
Molecule: messenger RNA, 1606 nt
Organism: Scomber scombrus (Atlantic mackerel)
Lineage: Eukaryota; Metazoa; Chordata; Actinopteri; Scombriformes; Scombridae
Gene: zbtb8a
Product: zinc finger and BTB domain containing 8A
Exons: 4
Coding region: 47-1474 (475 amino acids)
Biological process (GO): regulation of transcription by RNA polymerase II
Molecular function (GO): RNA polymerase II cis-regulatory region sequence-specific DNA binding; protein binding; DNA-binding transcription factor activity, RNA polymerase II-specific
Source: RefSeq, a predicted model, not a curated record